Messenger RNA from Aspergillus calidoustus, 702 nucleotides. NCBI's taxonomy places the organism in Eukaryota, Fungi, Ascomycota, Eurotiomycetes, Eurotiales, Aspergillaceae. The record is from the annotation of a GenBank genome assembly.
AUGAAACCUCCCUCGAACGACCCAGACGAAUCCAACCCAGCCCAAUCUCCAAGCCAUCUCGGUCCGAUAACAAACGGCGAAACCCCCGAGCCACCCAUCCACAAGCCUCCCAACGACACAAUCCGUCUCCAAGUCGGCGAGCGAUCCUUCACAACCACGCGCUCCACCCUAGUAGAGGAAAGCGCCUACUUCGCCUCCCUCCUUUCCGGCCGCUGGGAGACGGCCAGGGCCGACGGCUCGUACUUCGUCGACGCAGACCCGGACCUCUUCGUGCACAUCCUCCGCUACCUGCGCCGCGGCGUCCUCCCCGUCUUCUACGACGUGCAAAAAGGCCACGAUGAGGCGCUGUACGACGCGCUGCUCAAGGAAGCCAGCUUCCUCGGGAUCGCGGAGCUUGAAUCGUACCUGGAGAAUCGAACGUACUUGGACAGGGUGGCGGUGAGCAGCUGGGUUGGGCUGCCCCCCGAGCCUGGGUGGGAUAAUGUCUAUACCGUGCAGUCGGAUGUCAGGAUGGAGUUUCAUGUGCAGUGGGUGGUGCAGAAGGUCUAUCUGUGUCCUCGAGGGAUUAGCUUCCACAAAGGAUCGCCAAGGAGCUGUGGGAGGAAAUGCAUGGAGGCGAAGGGGGAUAAGCCGGAUGAGUAUGAGGAGAGACAUGUGCAGAAAGUAACGGCUGUUAAUACGCGGGUAUCGCUUUUAGACUAG